Messenger RNA from Cariama cristata (Red-legged seriema), 786 nucleotides. RefSeq names its product protein O-fucosyltransferase 1 (gene POFUT1). Gene Ontology annotation, molecular function: peptide-O-fucosyltransferase activity. The annotation marks the transcript as partial. The record is from RefSeq and is a predicted model, not a curated record. The transcript is spliced from 5 exons. Gene Ontology annotation, cellular component: endoplasmic reticulum. Lineage: Eukaryota; Metazoa; Chordata; Aves; Cariamiformes; Cariamidae. Gene Ontology annotation, biological process: protein O-linked glycosylation via fucose; Notch signaling pathway; regulation of Notch signaling pathway.
GAAGCGGCGGCUCAGAGAAGUGCUGACAAAAGCACUUGUCCCAUGAAGGAUGGAAAUCCAUUUGGUCCCUUCUGGGAUCAGUUCCAAGUGAAUUUUGAUAAGUCUGAGCUCUUCAAGGGGAUUUCCUUCAGUUCUGCAUACAAGGACCAUUGGAUCCAAAGAUUUUCACCAUCUGAGCACCCUGUACUCGCCUUACCUGGAGCUCCGGCCCAGUUUCCAGUCUUAGAGGAGCACCGGCCCCUCCAUAAGUAUAUUGUGUGGUCUGAUGAAAUGGUGAAGAAAGGAGAAGCUUAUAUUCAUUCUCUGCUGGUCAGACCCUACGUAGGAAUUCAUCUGAGGAUCGGCUCGGACUGGAAAAAUGCUUGCAAUAUGUUAAAGGACGGGACAGCCGGGCCACACUUCAUGGCUUCACCUCAGUGCGUGGGCUACGACCGAAGUGCUGCGGUCCCUCUUACCAUGGACAUGUGCUUGCCAGACCUCAGAGAGAUCAAGCGUGCUCUCAAGCUGUGGGUGGAAAAGACAGAAGCUAAAUCUGUUUAUAUCGCUACUGAUUCUGAGCCCUCCACGACGGACAUACAGCAGUUCUUCCAAGGGAAGAUCAAGGUUGUAAGCCUGCAGCCAGAAGUGCCUCAGAUUGAUUUGUAUGUUCUUGGCCAGUCCGAUCAUUUUAUUGGGAACUGUGUCUCUUCAUUUACUGCCUUUGUGAAAAGAGAGCGUGAUGUGCAUGGAAAACCCUCUUCGUUUUUUGGCAUGGACCACCCACCAAGAUUACGGGAUGAAUUCUGA